Messenger RNA from Zingiber officinale, 1397 nucleotides. RefSeq names its product hydroxypyruvate reductase-like. Bases 16 to 1185 code for a protein of 389 amino acids. Gene Ontology annotation, molecular function: phosphoglycerate dehydrogenase activity; NAD binding. The transcript has 10 exons. Lineage: Eukaryota; Viridiplantae; Streptophyta; Magnoliopsida; Zingiberales; Zingiberaceae. The record is from RefSeq and is a predicted model, not a curated record.
AGGUAGGUCAGUACAAUGCUCUUUUUGCACUCUCAGCCUCGGUUGGUGGAUAUAUUAGCGUCCACUGCGGCUCAAAUGAUCGGAGUGUUAGGGCACACUCUCCGAGGUUGCGUUCGCCGUCGCCGAGGGUUGCCGAAUCUACUGCUGAAUCGAUCACUCUCAGGCUACGCAGGAAUGGGUGAUGUGAUUGAGAACAGUCAUAAAGUGACCAAUUUGUUAUUUUGUAGUCCGCAUUUCCCUGCUGCAACAAAUUACACAAAGGAAUAUUUGGAAAGCUAUCCAUUUAUUAAGGUUGAUGAGGUAGCUCUAGAUGAGGUGUCCGAUGUUAUCCACAAAUACCACAUAUGUGUGGUCAAAAACCGGCGUAUGGAUGCACUGACAAUUGCCAAAGCUGUUCAGAUGAAACUAAUAAUGCAGUAUGGUGUUGGGCUUGAUGGAGUGGAUAUUGAUGCGGCUACGAAACACAAAAUUAAAGUUGCAAGAAUUCCUGGAAGUACGACUGGAAAUGCUGCAUCAUGUGCAGAAAUGGCUAUAUACUUCAUGUUGGGCCUUUUGAGGAAGCAAAAGGAGAUGGAAAUUGCUGUUAAACAAAAGAACUUAGGAGUGCCUGUGGGAGAAAAUCUCUUUGGGAAGACAGUCUUUGUUCUUGGGUUUGGAGCUAUUGGAGUCGAUCUAGCAAAGAGGUUACGGCCCUUUGGAGUGAAAAUUCUUGCAACUAAAAGAAAUUGGGCUUCAGUAUCUAUGCCAUCAAAUGAUGAAGUUGAUUACUUGGUUGAUAAGAAAGGUGGCCAGGAAAAUCUUUAUGAAUUUGCUGGAGAGGCUGAUAUAGUUGUUACGUGCUUGUCUUUAAGUGCAGAGACGGCUGGCAUUAUUGAUGGAAAAUUCCUUGCUUCCAUGAAAAAGGGAUCCCUUCUGGUAAAUAUUGCUCGAGGAGGUUUACUGGACUACAGUUCAGUUUAUCAGCACCUUCAUUCUGGUCAUCUCGGUGGCUUAGCAAUGGAUGUUACUUGGACAGAGCCAUUUGAUCCUGAAGAUCCAAUUCUACAGUUUCCAAAUGUUCUAAUCUCACCCCAUAUUGCUGGUGUUACUGAGCAUUCUUACAGAGCAAUGGCUAAGGUUGUGGGUGAUGUUGCUCUUCAGCUUCAUGCCGGAAAGCCACUGGAAGGAAUAGAAAUUGUGAACUAGUCAUCAUCCUUGAGUUCCAAGAGUGUAGUGGCUCAACUAUGAACUAGUACUGCAUGCUCAAAGCAAUUCUAUCGAGUCACUAUAAAGUAUAAACCAUCUAUUUUAUAAUGCAUGCAAUGCCUGUAAUUCAAACCACUUGACAUUUCUGGUAACGAUCUGAUUCGACUAACUCAGCUCGAAGAUUUGGGUCUCAAUAGGUCCCUAAUUUUUUA